Phodopus roborovskii (desert hamster) is the source of this 551-nucleotide messenger RNA. RefSeq names its product histone H2B type 3-B. The record is from RefSeq and is a predicted model, not a curated record. Bases 94 to 474 code for a protein of 126 amino acids. NCBI's taxonomy places the organism in Eukaryota, Metazoa, Chordata, Mammalia, Rodentia, Cricetidae. The transcript has a single exon. Gene Ontology annotation, molecular function: structural constituent of chromatin; DNA binding; protein heterodimerization activity. Gene Ontology annotation, cellular component: nucleosome.
CGCAAGUCUUGUCUGAUCCUUCAUUUGAAUACGAGGCGUACAAAUAGAGUUGGUACGUCGGGCGCGCGCGUUUCUCCAGACCAGGUAGCCAGUAUGCCUGAUCCGUCAAAAUCUGCUCCAGCCCCCAAGAAGGGUUCCAAGAAAGCUGUCACCAAGGCUCAGAAAAAGGAUGGCAAGAAACGCAAACGGGGCCGCAAGGAGAGCUACUCCAUCUACGUGUACAAGGUGCUGAAGCAGGUGCACCCCGACACCGGCAUCUCCUCCAAAGCCAUGGGCAUCAUGAACUCCUUCGUCAACGACAUUUUCGAGCGCAUCGCCAGUGAGGCCUCCCGCCUGGCGCAUUAUAACAAGCGCUCGACCAUCACUUCCCGAGAGGUGCAGACGGCCGUGCGUCUGCUGCUGCCCGGGGAGCUGGCCAAACAUGCCGUGUCCGAGGGCACUAAGGCUGUCACCAAGUAUACUAGCUCCAAGUGAGGCGCUGCGCCGGCGUCCUCAAUCCAAAGGCUCUUUUCAGAGCCACCCAUACAGUCUUUAAAAGGGUCUUGAACACA